Messenger RNA from Tigriopus californicus, 1594 nucleotides. Its product is annotated as innexin shaking-B-like. Gene Ontology annotation, molecular function: gap junction channel activity. Lineage: Eukaryota; Metazoa; Arthropoda; Copepoda; Harpacticoida; Harpacticidae. The coding region runs from base 201 to 1301 and encodes 366 amino acids. The transcript has 3 exons. Gene Ontology annotation, cellular component: gap junction; plasma membrane. The record is from RefSeq and is a predicted model, not a curated record.
GAAAGCGUUCCUCUUUUGUGAGGAAUAUCGAUUGAUGAAUUGGAAGGAAGCUGUUGACGCUUUCACAAAAUAAAAGAGGAAGUUACUUACUCAAUUGUGCUCAAUAGUUGGAUUUAAUGCCCUUGUUGCUAAAGGUCUCCUUGAAAUGUUACAUUGCGGUGUUACAUAGCUUGUAGUGAGAACCUCGCUAGAAGGAGAAUAUGCUUGACAUAUUUCUAAGGCUCAAGACUUUGGUUAAGGUUAGCCAUGUCCACAUCGAUUCUUCAGUAUUCCGACUACAUUGGAGUAUUAGCUCUGUUAUUUUGCUCACUUUCUCCGUCAUCAUUACAACGCGCCAAUAUGUUGGAAAUCCAAUCGAUUGCAUCCAUACAAAAGAUGUCCCUGACGACGUUUUUGAUUUAUACUGUUGGAUUCAUUCUACGUACACUAUUCCGCGAGCACUCUCCCUUCAUGUGGGUCAUGAAGUGGCUCAUCCAGGUGUAAUAACUUCAAACGUCGGGGAAGAAGAUGAACGACGCUAUGUAACCUAUUACCAAUGGGUCGGAUUUACUUUAUUCUUUCAAGCAAUACUUUUCUAUAUUCCUCGAUGGUUGUGGAAAAAUUGGGAGGCUGGAAAAAUCAAUGCCUUGAUGAUGGAUCUUGAUAUUGGGGUUGUGUCAGAGGUGGAGAAAAAACAGAAAAAGAAGCUCCUUUUGGAUUAUCUUUAUGAUAAUUUGAAAAAUCAUAACUGGUGGGCUUACAGAUACUUCUUUUGCGAAGUAAUGGCUUUUGCCAAUAUUAUAGGACAAAUGUUUUUGAUGGACAAAUUUUUUGAAGGUGCCUUUCUCACGUUCGGCUUAGAAGUGAUAGCAUUUGCGGAGCGCGAUCAGGAAGACCGGCUUGAUCCCAUGAUUUAUGUUUUCCCAAGAAUGACCAAAUGCACUUUUCACAAAUUUGGGGUGUCUGGUGAAGUAGAGAAACACGAUGCUCUUUGCAUUCUGCCCUUGAACAUUGUGAACGAGAAGAUUUACAUUUUUUUGUGGUUCUGGUUUCUAAUUCUCGGGUUUCUCUCUGCUCUUGUGGUGAUAUACCGACUUAUCAUUGUCCUCAGUCCUAGAAUGAGGGCUUAUUUGCUCUAUAUCAGGUUUCGGCUGAUUAAACGAGAAGUUAUUAAUGUAAUAGUUAAAAAAAGUAAAAUGGGCGAUUGGUUUUUAUUCUACAUGCUUGGUCAGAACGUGGACAACAUUAUUUUCAAGGAAGUCAUGCACGAGCUGGCGAGGAAACUUGGCCAUCAAGGAAAAGACUACAACAACGAUGCUUGAAAGUUGAGCUUUUGUUGCAUUGGUUCAAACGACGUUCAUCCAUUGUUCAUCCAUCCAACAACAAUCAAAUACUACUCUCGCAUCAUUAAGCCACUGCCAAAGAACAAGAUUUAGAAAUCUAAUACAUACAUCUACAUUGUGUUCAUCUUAUAUAUCAAAAUGCAAUGAAUCAUUUAUAAAGUCAUCAAAAUUGGUAUAAACUGCCUUAGCCAGUAUAUGGUGUUUCUUUUCAAACAUCUCCCCUACUAUAAGAGUGUGAGCUUGCUGAAAUUAAGCCAAAUUAUGAGAUUUCC